UUUAAUUAAAUUACAUUGUAAUUAAAUUCACAGGGGUCAACACACAGAUAAUAUCUCACUGAUCUUACAUUGUAAGUGACACUAGGAUUUUGUCAGACUGUUAAUAUAUUUAAAAUAACUAUAAACAUAGUUUUAAUUACCGCAAAUCAGAAAUAACAACAAUAACGGAGUCACUCCGUGCUUUUAUUUUCCUGCAGUUACACAUGUAGUAAAUCACAACCUCUCGUUGCCGCCUCUCUGGGGAACAUCGCGUCCACGGGGAAACUAAGCAGACAAUAAGUGUUGUAUAGUGUUGUUUAAGAUAACACAAAAGUGAGAGGCGUCCAGGACCCUGCCUGUCUGUUAGUGGCCCCGUGGGACCCUUCAAUAAUCCAGCAGAAAGGGACCAGAAGCAGAUCUGCUGACCUGAGCAGCGUCGCCUCGGAGACGCGAAGCUGGAGGGAGGCUCACAUUAGCUCCAUGACACAGAGAGAGAGAGAGAGAGAGAGAGAGAGAGAGAGAGAGAGAGAGAGAGGAGGGGGUUAACCAGGGAGUGAGACAUGUAUAUUCAUGAUGGGUACGAGAAGCUGUGAGUGUGUGUGUGUGUGUGUGUGUGUGUGUGUGUGUGUGUGUGUGUGUGUCAUAUGUGGGCUGUGAGGGACGUCUCAGCACGGCACGUCUAGUCAGGGUCGAGGAGGGAGGAGACGAUGUUGGCCGCUACAUGGCUCUCCUUAUUGGGCCUCGCCACCUCCUUCCCUUCUCUCCUCUCCUCGUCUCCUCCGCACUUGCCGAAAAAAACCACCAGACUUCCCGAGAACUGAGAAAACGAGGAGAGUUGAGGGGGAAUGGGGAUAGUCUAGCACACACACACACACACACACACACACACACACACACACACACACACAAACGAGACACUACGAUGUGAGUAAAAAGAAGCUCAUUCUCUCUUUUUACUUUUGAUUAUUGAUGUUUUGUUUAGCUUGCAAUGAUUGAGGCACAUCCCCAUGGCAACGCUAUUGUAACUACAACGGACCGACACUGAAACAGUUAGUGGAUAGAAAAAUGUUCUGGUUCCUACUUUUUGAACGUGAAUAUUUGCACCUUUUCUUUGUUUUCUAUGAUAUAAAAUUGGGAUUUUGGAAGGUUGUAAACAAGAAGAUUAAAUAUGAUCAGAUUAAUCAGUAGUAGAACACACACACACACACCGUGUGUUGGUCCAGUAAGCGCCCCGACAGCCUUCAGGCCAGCGUAAUAAAAUCAGAGUGGAUGUCGGGCGGCGCAGAUGUCCAACGCGUCUCAUGUUUUCCGUCUAAUCGCGUUUCAGUAUGAAGAGCUGGUGCACUACUCGGGGUCGGAGGCCAUGGUGCUGGGGGGGUACGGGGACGACGUCAGGCCGCUCCCCCCCCCACACUACGGACCCGCCAUCCCCGACUCGCUCAAACACCACAAAGACCAGAUCUACGGUCAUCCACUGUUUCCACUGCUGGCCUUAGUGUUUGAGAAGUGCGAGCUGGCCACCUGCUCCCCCCGAGACCCCUCCUCCCUCUCAGCCACCUCCCACCUCCCCGGCAUGACCAACCACAGCGACGUCCACAGCGACGUCCACAGCGACGUCUGCUCCUCCGAAUCCUUCAACGACGACAUCGCCGUGUUCGCUAAGCAGAUCCGAUCCGAGAAGCCCAUUUUUUCUUCCAAUCCCGAACUCGACAACUUGAUGAUCCAGGCCAUUCAGGUUCUUCGCUUUCACUUACUGGAGCUGGAGAAGGUGCACGACCUGUGCGAUAACUUCUGCCAUCGCUACAUCACCUGCCUGAAGGGCAAGAUGCCCACGGACCUCAUCAUGGACGACCGGGAGGGCAGCUCCAAGUCCGACAUGGAGGACUUCACCGGGUCCUGCACCAGCCUGUCGGAGCAGAAUGCAUCAUGGUUACGGGAGCCGGACGAAUGUGCCACGACCCCCCUGGGGACGCCGGGCACCUGCGGCCUGCCGUCACACAGCACGGCCGACAACUGUAGCGACCCAGGCGACGGUCUGGACGGCGACGGCGCCUCCCCCAGCACGGGGGACGACGACGACUCCGACAGAGACCGCCGGAACAACAAGAAGAGGGGCAUCUUCCCCAAAGUGGCCACCAACAUCAUGCGAGCCUGGCUCUUCCAGCACCUGUCGCACCCGUACCCGUCGGAGGAGCAGAAGAAGCAGCUGUCCCUGGACACGGGGCUGACCAUCUUACAGGUCAACAACUGGUUCAUCAACGCCAGGAGGAGAAUAGUUCAGCCGAUGAUUGACCAGUCGAAUCGCUCAGGUCAGGGUGGUCCUUACAGCCCAGAGGGAGCGGCUCUCGGGGGCUACGGCCUCGACGGACAGGCCCACCUGGGGCUCCGAGCAGGUCUCCAGGGGAUGUCUUCCCUUCAGGGCGACUACCCCGGCGCUCUACUGUCCCAACCGGGCUACCCCCCCCACCCGGGUCCCUCCCCCCACCCCUACCCGGGCCCACACCCCCACCCCGCCAUGCUGCUCCACCCGCCGCCACACGCACACCCGGCGGAGCCGCUCCUCGCCCAGGGACUGGACAUACACGCACACUAGUCGUGGUGGUGGGGCAGUGUGUGUGUGUGUGUGUGUGUGUGAGAGGGCAAAUUACUGUAUGACUGUAUGUGAAUGUGCACGGUGAGAUAUGUAUGUAUGUAUGUGUGUGUGUGUGUGUGUGUGUGUGUGUAAUGACGCAAACUGAACACUAUUUAAAGAAAAGAAGAAGAAAAAAGACACAUCACCCCGAAAGUUUACAUUCCCCACUGAGAGACCCUGACCUCAAUGUAGCUGCUCCACUCACACACACACACACACACACAACUAUAACCAUUACACACACACACACACACACACACACACACACCGUCUCGACCCACAGGUUUAAGCCAUACCUCUUUCAGAGUAGAAGUGCUUCCUCCUCUCCUAACGUCUCCACUGUGUCACGUGGGGCGAGACACACACGCUUUAAACUAUACUUCCCAUCAUGCCUGCUGACCCGCGGGGAGACGGACACACGGACGCCGCCGAGCGGGACUCGACCCUGUGAACGCGCCUUCUUCACCACCCCCUGUCUUCCUGCACACGCUGACUGUCAAAGAAACACACACACACACACACACACACACACACACUUUACUUAAAGCUGAUUUUUUUCUUAUUCUAUUUUUAUAUUUAUGUGCGCAGGCGGAUUAAAUGUUCGAGCUCUUCCUCAGCAUGAAGCUAAACACUACGAAUGACUCUCUUACCACUGACCUCCUUAAGACGCCAACAGGUGUCCGUGACCUUAGGACUCUACCUACACACACACACACACACACGACACUGAAAGCCAUUUUCCACACACACACACAUAUAUACAAUAUUUCUGCAAGCAUUUCCAGUCCAUUCUGUGUGUGUGUGUGUGUGUCGCAGCGGUGUGCGAGGGGAGCCGCAGCCAAAGGACUUUCUACACAUUGGGCUCCCUCUCCGCUCCGCUCGGACGUUUUGUGAAUGUCGAUGGGAAAAAAUACAGUUACGGUAUUAAAA
Molecule: messenger RNA, 3541 nt
Organism: Pseudoliparis swirei
Lineage: Eukaryota; Metazoa; Chordata; Actinopteri; Perciformes; Liparidae
Gene: meis3
Product: myeloid ecotropic viral integration site 3
Exons: 11
Coding region: 1265-2572 (435 amino acids)
Biological process (GO): positive regulation of transcription by RNA polymerase II; positive regulation of cell population proliferation; eye development
Molecular function (GO): RNA polymerase II cis-regulatory region sequence-specific DNA binding; DNA-binding transcription activator activity, RNA polymerase II-specific
Source: RefSeq, a predicted model, not a curated record